AUGCACAACUCAGCCGUUUUUGUUGAGGCUGUUAAUGAAGAUGGGCUGGUUCCUCAUGAACCCGUUCCUCUUGUUGACCUCAACCUCCCUAUCCCACCAAUUCCUAAUCUUGUUGGAGACGACGAUGAAGUUGAGCAAGUCCCUGUUCCGGUACUCACCCAGUUAGCACAGGCGAUAACCAGCCUUGCUCGCUCCACCGCCCAUCCCACUCCAAUCCCUGCUCCCAGAAACGCUCUUUGUGAGUUGAACUUUCAGGACUGCCCCCUGGCUUUUGUGAGUGACCGGUUGAAGAUUAUCUACACGCAGUCAUUCCUGAUGGGGAUGGCACUUGAUCGCUUCAAACCAGAUCUUCUGGAAGGGCUGCCUGAGGGCGCUUGA
Molecule: messenger RNA, 378 nt
Organism: Cantharellus anzutake
Lineage: Eukaryota; Fungi; Basidiomycota; Agaricomycetes; Cantharellales; Hydnaceae
Exons: 2
Coding region: 1-378 (125 amino acids)
Source: RefSeq, a predicted model, not a curated record